UUCUUGGGGAUUCCCAAUCGAAACGAAACUAGAUCACCGAGCAGAGACAGAUCUAUUAGCAUUACUGGGAGUAACAUCACGAUUGUGGAGUAACUAGUAACAACUGCUGCUCGUGAAUAUUUCCGUAUCUUAAGAGCUUCAGCCCCAGGCCCUGCCCAACGAUCACAGGCAGCAUCUUGGAUACGACUAUUCCCAUCACAGAGUGAUGUCGUCCUCACACCUGAACGAGCCACAGAACCGACAACGUCUCCGGCCGUGGUUGGAGGCAAAGAUCAACAGCGGUAAUUUCCCCGGGCUGGAGUGGGUUGAACGCCACCAGUACAUCUUCAAGAUUCCCUGGAAGCAUGGAGGGAAGCAGGACUGGUCUGAGAGCGACUCACUCAUAUUCAAGGAGUGGGCAAUUCACACUGGGCGGUUCCGGGAUGGGAUCGACCAGCCCGACUGGCCAAGCUGGAAGACCCGGCUCCGCUGUGCCCUGAACAAACUCCCCGACAUCCAGGAGAUCAAGGACAUGAGCAACCUGGACGGCAACAACCCCUUCAGAGUCUACAGGUUCCUGCCAAAGAAAGGUCAGGAAUCUCCUCACCGCCGUAACGGCGUGCCACCACGUUACGACGCUGACGACCGUUUCGCUCACUCCCCGUCAGGCAAUCCCAUCAAACAAGAGAUGGCCAGCAACAUUCCCAAGACAGUGUCUGACACCAUUUCAGGAGAGAGCGAGACAGGCAUUCGAGUCAGCAGUCUAGGGUCGGACCUUGGGGGCAUUGACGUCAAAGAUCUUAUCCCCCUGGCGGACAGAAGACCCCCCGCCGUGGGCGCUACACCUGGGAGCUACCAGCUGAAAGAGGAGGAGAUGGAUACAGAAGACAACUUAGUGAUUGACGAAAGGCCCUACCCUACAGACGCCCACACUGGAGCUCCACCUGCCCACAACAAUGGCCCCUCUGACCGGGAGAUCGCCAUCGCAGCAGACACGUCCCUUCAUCAGUUGAUGAUGUUCACACGCUUACAGAAGGAACCUGAACUUCACGAGGUGAUCGUCAAGCUGAAGUACCGUCACACGGAAGUAGCGGGGCACCACGUGAAGAACCUCAGCGGUUGCCGACUCUUCUACGGUCCCAUGAUGGACGCUAUUGUGGGAAACCUGCAGGAGCAGAUGUACGGUCCCGCGUGUCUCGACCAGCUACACUUCCCUCUGUGCGACAAUUUGAUCGACAACCACAGACAGAGCUCCCUGACCACCCAGCUGCUCAAUGUGCUUGACCGUGGUCUCAUCCUGGAGACCAACGGGGGGGACAUAUUCGCUACACGGAAGUGCAGAUUAGUGAUAUUCGUGUCACAGCCCGAAAAUCCUUAUGGCGAGCCGAUAAAGCUGCACCGGAACAAGCCGCCUAUGAAAGUGUUUGACUACCAUGGCUACUUCAUCCCAACACUACAGCGAGCCCUCCGCGGGGAAUGCCCCGCUCCAUCCGCAGAGAUCCUCAUCGGGUUCGGCCAGGACUGGAAGAUGGAGAAACAUCCGUAUAACAACCUUCUCAUCUCCGCAACGGUUAUCCAUGCCCGAGCCUACCAUCAGCUCUCACAGAUCCCGCCCGACGCUUUUGUAUCUGCUUCCGACGAGUAUGACCGGUACCUGGACCACUUUAAGCAGCUCGACAUUGACCAGAGGUCGUGAGGAUGUAUUGUACCUUGCCUUGCCGACUGUAUUCUGAACCUGGUGCAGCGCGAUUCGGUGUGACGUCAUGUGUGACGUAAAUGUAUUUAAAUGUACAGUCAGUUUUACCGGUGAACCCUUUCAUUUAUCAUCCACUGUGAGAAGGGAUUGGAGGCACACUUAUGCUUUAUUCAGUGAGGUUUACCGCCGUGUUCAACAUAGGCGCUUCAUGUCAACAAAGACAUCAGUGGAACGCUAGAAUGUGUUUAGCCAAUUGUUUCUUUCCAUGUGUAUAUUUCAUCAGCAAGGACAUUUCACACCCGAGCAGCAUUGUUUGUCUUAGGGUAUUUCUGAAAAAUGAAUAUGAAUUAUGAUAUACGCACCAACGCCAGAUGAAUGCGAUUCCCAAUUUCUCCUCAAACUUUGAAGAAACACAACCAUGUUGGGCCGAACAUGACCGUAUGUACUAUCAAUUUAAGGGCAUAA
This is a messenger RNA of Haliotis rubra (blacklip abalone), 2140 nucleotides long. RefSeq names its product interferon regulatory factor 9-like. Gene Ontology annotation, biological process: regulation of transcription by RNA polymerase II; immune system process. Gene Ontology annotation, molecular function: RNA polymerase II cis-regulatory region sequence-specific DNA binding; protein binding; DNA-binding transcription factor activity, RNA polymerase II-specific. The record is from RefSeq and is a predicted model, not a curated record. NCBI's taxonomy places the organism in Eukaryota, Metazoa, Mollusca, Gastropoda, Lepetellida, Haliotidae. Gene Ontology annotation, cellular component: nucleus. The transcript is spliced from 12 exons. Bases 206 to 1675 code for a protein of 489 amino acids.